Astyanax mexicanus (Mexican tetra) is the source of this 5815-nucleotide messenger RNA. It is a transcript of the gene adam11, whose product is annotated as ADAM metallopeptidase domain 11. Gene Ontology annotation, molecular function: metalloendopeptidase activity. NCBI's taxonomy places the organism in Eukaryota, Metazoa, Chordata, Actinopteri, Characiformes, Acestrorhamphidae. The transcript has 26 exons. Bases 145 to 2448 code for a protein of 767 amino acids. Gene Ontology annotation, biological process: proteolysis. The record is from RefSeq and is a predicted model, not a curated record.
CUCUCUCUCUCUCUCUCUCUCUCUCUCUCUCUCUCUCUCUCUCUCUCCCCGCUCUGGCUGUGCUUCAUGCUGGCUGUAAGCAGGUGAAUCUGGGCUGUGGAAGCUCCGUGGCUACGGGAAAGGCUGCGGGAGAAUGUGAGCGCUAUGCCGGCUUUGCCCUACCUCCUGUGGGCCGCUGUGGCCGCGCGGCUCGCUGUCGCAGGCUGCUGGGGUGCGGCUAUGACAGACUGGGGGGAUGCGGGAGAAUUGACGGAGCCCAGGCGGCUCCAGCAGCAAGUAGACGAGGGUGAGCUGGCACACCAUCGCCUAGACAGCAGAGUAACUCAGGAUGCUGUCACCAUGCAUCCAGUUCAUUUGGCACAGAUCUCCUUCAUGGUUCAGGCCUUUGGGACACCUUUUAUUCUGGACCUGGAGCUCAACCAUGAUCUCUUGUCCUCAGACUAUGUGGAACGAAAUUUUGAGGAGAAUGGAACACCUUCAGAGAAUCAGGGAGGAGAGCAUUGCUACUAUCAUGGUGUUCUCAGGGGAGUGAAAGGCUCCUGGGCUGCUCUCUCCACCUGCAGUGGUCUGUGGGGAGUGUUCUCAGAUGGAAACUUCUCCUAUGGGAUCGAACCUGUCCAGAAUUCAGACAAGCAGAUUCAGAGUGGCCACAUUGUUCACAAGAUGCCUAACAUACGACUGACCACGCCACACUGUCCAGAAUGCUCCCGGGACACUGAAAGAGACUCUACUGCUGAAGAUGACCAAUUCUUUCCAGUGGAGUUUCCCACCUUCACUUAUGGACUGAGACGGGCCAAAAGGCAGAUCCGGAAGCCACAGCGCAGCGUUCAGACUGAGACCAAAUAUGUGGAGCUGUUGGUGGUGAAUGACUACGACCUGUUUGUGCAGAUGCGCAGAUCGAAUGCCCAGACGCGCAACUUUGCGAAAGCCGUUGUUAACAUGGCAGACGCAAUUUACAAAGAACAGCUUAACACUCGGAUUGUGCUUGUUGCUAUGGAAACGUGGUCAGCUCAGAAUAUGGUGUAUGUGGGAGAUGACCCUCUGACGACCUUGCGUGACUUUAUGAAGUACAGGAGGGAGAACAUCAAAGACAAAAGUGAUGCAGCACAUCUAUUUUCGGGGCGUACAUUUCACAGUGCCCGUAGUGGCACGGCCUACAUCGAGGGCAUUUGCUCUCUGACACGAGGAGGAGGAGUAAAUGAGUAUGGGAAUGUUGGACCCAUGGCCAUCACACUUUGCCAGAGUUUAGGGCAGAACCUGGGCAUGAUGUGGAAUAAAGAACGUGCCACGGCAGGAGACUGUAGGUGUCCUGACCCGUGGCUUGGCUGUAUUAUGGAGGAUACUGGAUACUACCUGCCAAGGAAGUUCUCGCGUUGCAGUGUAGAGGAAUACGUCCGCUUCCUCCAAGAGGGAGGGGGUAGCUGCCUCUUCAACAAACCAACCAAGUUACUGGACCCUCCGGAAUGUGGAAAUGGAUUUGUGGAGCAGGGAGAAGAAUGUGACUGUGGCUCACAAGUGGACUGUUCCCGUGCUGGGGGGGCAUGCUGCAAGAAGUGCACCCUGACCCACGAUGCAAUGUGCAGUAAUGGACUCUGCUGUAACAGGUGUAGGUAUGAGCAGAGAGGGAUAAUGUGUCGAGAUGCAGUCAAUGACUGUGACGUCCCAGAAAUGUGUACGGGUGAUUCCAGCCAGUGUCCUCCUAAUGUUCAUAAACUGGAUGGCUACACAUGUGAUGCAGGACAGGGACGUUGUUAUGGAGGCCGCUGUAAGACCAGAGAUGCACAGUGUCAGGCGCUGUGGGGACACAAUGCAGCAGAUCGUAUGUGCUAUGAGAAGCUGAACACUGAAGGAACAGAAAAGGGGAACUGUGGACGGGACCCCAGUGGGCAGGGCUGGGUCCAGUGCAACAAACAGGAUGUACUGUGUGGUUUUCUGCUGUGUACUAAUAUGACUAUAAAGCCAAGAUAUGGGGAUUUGCAAGGAGACGUUACAAGCCUCACAAUCUACCACCAGAACAAGUAUCUAGACUGUUGUGGGGGUCAUGCUGUUUUGGAGGAUGGGUCAGAUCUGGGUUAUGUGGAGGACGGUACGCCCUGUGGGCCGAACAUGAUGUGUCUGGAUCACCGCUGUCUGCCUGUUGUGACCUUUAACCUCUCCUCCUGCCCAGGGUCAUCUCCUCCACUGAUCUGCUCUGACCAUGGGACGUGCAGCAAUGAGGUGAAGUGUAUCUGUGAUGCAGACUACACAGGGAAGGACUGCAGUGUGUAUGACCCCAUCCCUGACCCUAUGCUUUUAGAUGGACCUGAGAAAUAUAAAGGACCCAGUGGCACAAAUAUAAUCAUUGGCUCGUUGGCAGGAGCGAUUCUGCUGGCAGCGAUAGUGCUGGGUGGAACUGGCUGGGGAUUCAAAAAUAUCCGGAGAGGAAGGUACGACUCUGCUGAACAGUGAUCUCAGUCCUGCGUGCAGUAUCCAAUUAUAAGUUCCAAUAAGGACCUAAUCUGUCUCUGCAGCACCGUGGCUUAUGGUUGAUGACCAGGGACAAUGACCUUUACAGAAAAGCUGUUGAUUUGAACUGCUUUUCUAAAAACAAUAGAAGCCAAAGAAUUCUAUUAGGAAAGUUGUAGACCUUUAUGGUGAAUUAAGAAUCUCUCUCCACCUCUCAUCCACACCUGGCAUCAGGCUCUGGGUCUUCUGCAGAAAUUCAAUAAUAAACAUUCACAUAAGACACAGUGUGAACAGCUGUGUGUUCAGGCAUUUGUAAUCGGAUCACCCAGAAUGUACAGAACUAGUCAAAAGUUUGGAAACACCUUUUCAUUCAAUGCUUUUCUUUUUUUUUCUUUCUUUAAUUUAUUUUAUACAUUGGACAUUUAUAUAAAAGACAUCAAAACAAUUAGGGUAAACAUAUGGAAUUAUGUAGUCAACAGUAAAAAAAAAGUGUUCCCUCCACAAUGCCCUGAUCUAAACCUGAUCAACCAAGAUGGUGAUUUUAGGAUGAGCUGCAGCUUCACAGCAUGAAGGAAAAGCAGCAACUAUUGUUCAGCACCUCCAGGAACUCCUUCAAAACACUGAGAAAACUAUUCUAGGUGACUCUUCCUCAUGAAGACACUGAGAUUAAAAUACCAAGUGUGUAGAAUUUUCUAUAUUUCUGCAAAAAUAUGACCCAACACAUCAGAUUUUCACACAGGUCCUAAAAGUAGAUAAAGAGAACACAGUUAAACUAACACAACGAUAAUUUUAUGCUUGUUCAUUUAUUAAUUGAGAAAAAUGGAUGGCCUCUAGGAUUAGCAGUUAGAUUGAAGGUGAAAUUAGAGUCAGGUGUUUUCCAUAAAUGGAAUUACAAUUAGGUGUGAGUGGACGGAGCUUGUAAAGAACAGGGAUCUAUAAAAGUCUGUUCUUCACAACAUGUUUGUGGAAGUGUGUUGUGGCACCAACAAAACAUUUUAACCUCUAAAUCCACAGUCAGACAGAUUGUGUACACAUGGAGGAAAUUCAAGACCAUUGUUACCCUCCCCAGGAGUGUUUGACCAACAAAGAUCACUUCAAUAGCAUGGUGUGUAAUAGUCAGCGAGGUCUCAAAGGACCCCAGGAUAACUUCUAAACAACUGAAGGCCUCUCUCACAUUGGCUAAUGUUUAUCUUCAUGAGUCCACCAUCAGGAGAUCAUUGAACAACAGUAGUGUGCAUGGCAGGGUUGCAAGGAGAAAGCCACUGCUCUCCAUUGCUGCUCUUCUGCAGUAUGUGCAGGAGCAUGUGCAGGGCUGGACUGGUAAUCGGGCGUACCGGGCAUUUUCCCGGUGGGCCGACAGUCCUCAGGGGCUAAAGCUGUUUCUUCCCUUUUUUUUCUGAGAGACCGGCCCACAAUAUAGAGGGGGCGGCCCAUUGGCCCAUUUUCAAUAUAGACAGUGGACUGAACCAAUCAGGAUAUAGGAUGAAAGCGGCCACACCCUUUCUCUGAAUGGUCAGCGCGGAGAAACAGAGGCUGCAGAAAGUAGGUGUGGAGAAAUUACGUGCGAAGAAACUGAAAAUUCUCACUGUAGAUUAAACAAAAUGUGUAAAAAUCACAAACAUGUUCGCUGCUGUAGCCUCCGCGUCCUCUGGGAAGACAGGAGCAGCAGACAGACAGGGAGAGCAGCAGCCAGUGAUGCAGGCUUGUGACAGAAAAAAAGAGGGACAGACUGAGCGGGAAAGUGUAGUACUUAAGCAGAUAACACUGGGACUUUGAGGUGAUGGGGUAAUGUUAGUAAUGGCCAUUGAUUAGUAUAAAUAUUAAUUGGUAAUUACAUACCAUUACAUAGAAAGACAGAGAAGUGCUGGAUUAGCAGCAAGUGAAAAACAGUGUCAAAUGAUUUUAAGACCGUUCUUAAAGCAGCCCUGAUACAAAUACAUGUUAUAGCUGUUUAAAUGAGGAAGCACCUUUAACCUGAAGAAUGAGAAUUGAACUGUUAUAUCAGAGAAAUUCAAUGAUUCGAUGAUUUUAAUAAAAAGGAUAAACAAAUCAAUUGAACUACACAGAGCAGACAAAAAUGGUGGAGUUAACAAUAGACACUAAAAUUAUUAUAUUUAAUAUGUUGAUGAUAAAUUAUGCUUCUCUGUACUUAAAUUACAAGUCAGUUGUGCCCCGCUAAUUAUAAGGGGCCGGUCAUAACCAAAAAUGCCAGGGCUGAUAUUUUGUCCCAGUCCAGCCCUGAGCACGUGGACAAGCCAAAAGGUUAUUGGAAGAAUAUUUUGUGAAUGGAUGAGACCAAAAUAGAACUUUUUGGUCUAAAUAUAAGUAUUAUGUUUGGAGAAAGAAAAACAUUCCAGCAUUCAAGAAUAAGAUCCUUAUCCCUUCUGUGAAACAUGGUGGUGGUAGUAUCAUAUUUUGGGCCUGUUUUUUGCUGUAUGUGGGCCUGGACAGCUUGCCUUCACUUGAUGAAACAAUGAUUUUUAAAUUAUAUAAGAGAAUUCUAAAGGAAAAUGUCAGGACACAGUCUAUGAACAGGAUCUCAAGAGUAAUUUAGCAACGCAAUGACCCUAAGCACACAAGUCUUUGUACCAAAGAAUGGUUCAAGAAGAAUAAAGUAAAUGUUUUGGAAUUGCCAAGUCAGAGUCCUGAGCUUAAUUAAAAGGAAAUGUUGUGGAAGGAGCUGAAACUAGUUGUUAAUGUGAGGAAACCGACCAACAUCCCAGAAUUGAAACUGUUCUGUAUGCAGGAAUGGGCUGAAAUUUCUUCAAGCUGCUGUAAAGGACUGAUCAACAAUUUUUUUUUUUUGUAACUGUGUUCUCUUUAUCUACAUUUAUGACAUGUGAAAAUCUGAUGAUGUUUUAGGUCAUUUAUGCAGAAAUAUAGAAAAUCCUAAAUAUUUUUACCAACUCUGUUCAUUUACGAGUUUUCAGUCAUACUGGGCCUUAAGCCAACAUUCUCUGGACCCACAGGUGUGAGCUUUAUUGCACCCUUCAGUAUCUUCACAUAAAAAUAAAAAUCAGUUUGUUUGCUUUGUAGUCACAAAGAAUAAUACGCCUUACUGUGUAAUAUAGCCAGGAUUUUAAGAUGAUGGGGGUGGGUUAAGUGCGUUGAGAGUGUGUGAGCAUGCAUUAUUGGAACUGUUGACUUUGCUAUAAUGCAAAUAAUAAAACAAAAUGAAACAAAACUGCAGGCAAACUUGUCCCUGCUAACCUUGCUUUAGUUUGUGUGAGCUGUUUUUUGUUCUCGUUUUAAAAAAAGUUUUUAUUUGACUGAGAUAUACUGUGAAUAAAGAGAAACCUUGUAACUGUACUAUAAUUCAUUGCAUUUCUUUGAAUUGCCCUUCUUACAUCCUCCUCUUUCUGUUCUUUUC